Pneumocystis jirovecii RU7 is the source of this 558-nucleotide messenger RNA. RefSeq lists its product as uncharacterized. The record is from RefSeq and is a predicted model, not a curated record. The transcript has 2 exons. NCBI's taxonomy places the organism in Eukaryota, Fungi, Ascomycota, Pneumocystomycetes, Pneumocystales, Pneumocystaceae. Gene Ontology annotation, cellular component: mitochondrial membrane. The coding region runs from base 1 to 558 and encodes 185 amino acids. Gene Ontology annotation, biological process: mitochondrial proton-transporting ATP synthase complex assembly.
AUGUUAAAAACAUUUAAUCUUCAUAAAUUAAAUAUAAUUACUAAGGUUUUUCAAAAAAUUCCAAGCAAACAACAUUUAUAUCAGGGUUAUCGUAUAUAUUCUAAUUCCUCUACAAAUAAAUCAUGUACAAUAACAUAUUCUGGAUAUCUUGUUUCUUCAUUGAGAUCUAUAAAAUUCUUUUCAAUAGGAUCACUCUGCUUGACAUAUCUUAUUUCACCAGUUAUUUUGUUUGCUGAAACAAAUAUAGAUCUUUCAGCUAGAAUUAUUAUGGUAGUUAUUGCACUUAGCACAACAUCGUUUUCUACUGCUCUAAUACAUUUUGUUUUAUCACCCUAUGUUACAAGAAUGCAAUAUUCAAACGACAAAUUUCAAAUAGAAACAUUAAAUCUUUUAGGAAAAAAAAUCAUAUGGAUAGGAAACUCAAAAAAACUAAAAGAGAAUAGAAAUGGAAGACUAUUUGCUAAUAUAGAGUCUAUUGAAGAUAAAAAAAGGUGGUUUUAUAUACAUAACGACCAACAAGGAUCAAAAGUUUUUCAAAUAAUUAACUCUACAAAAUAA